Molecule: messenger RNA, 996 nt
Organism: Cryptosporidium ubiquitum
Lineage: Eukaryota; Apicomplexa; Conoidasida; Eucoccidiorida; Cryptosporidiidae
Product: replication factor C like AAA ATPase
Exons: 1
Coding region: 1-996 (331 amino acids)
Biological process (GO): DNA repair; DNA-templated DNA replication
Cellular component (GO): nucleus; DNA replication factor C complex
Molecular function (GO): DNA clamp loader activity; ATP hydrolysis activity; DNA binding
Source: RefSeq, a predicted model, not a curated record
AUGAACAACUUAUGGGUUGAAAAAUAUCGCCCUAAAAAUGUACUCGAUAUUUCUCAUCAAAAAGACGUAGUUAGUAUGUUGAAUCACGUCUUGGAAAGUGGGAAUAUGCCACACUUGUUGUUUUAUGGUCCUCCCGGCACUGGUAAGACAUCUGCAGUACUUGCUCUUUCAAGGGAGCUAUUUGGGCCAAAUGAAUAUAAGAAUAGAAUUCUUGAACUGAAUGCCUCUGAUGAGAGAGGUAUCAACAUUGUUAGGGAAAAAAUCAAGUCCUGGACGAGGCAAAUAGUCCAGUGUAACAAAGCCCAUGAAUUAACGGGUAAACCCCUUCCCUCAUGGAAAAUUGUAAUUUUAGAUGAGGCCGAAAUGAUGACUGCAGAUGCACAAUCAGCACUAAGAAGAAUAAUAGAAGUUUCUGCAAAAAACACUAGAUUUGUUAUUAUCUGUAAUUAUAUAAAUAAAAUAAUAGAGCCAUUAGCUAGCAGGUGCGCAAAGUUCAGAUUCCAACCAAUCUCAACGAAGUCUCAGAUCUCAAGGCUGAAUUAUAUAUGCUACCAAGAAGGGAUUUCAUGCGAAGACGGUAUAUUAGAAAUGGUUGUAAAUUUGUCUCAGGGAGAUCUCAGAAGAGGAAUAAACAUUCUUCAAUCUGCUUCUGAAUUGUUUGGGAAAGAUGCAAAAAUUGAAAUUAAUUCUAUCUUAGAUAUUGCAGGUGUUCCACCCAAAAAAAUUAUUGAAAGAGUCGUGAAUUCAUGCAAAAUUGCAGGGACCGAAAGCAUCUUAAUAGAGACUGGGAAACUAACCAACGAAGGAUGGAGUGUAGGACUAAUUCUCAAAAAUCUAGUAGAAUUCAUUGUUGAGUGCGAUAAAAUUGAUGAUUCAAAAAAGGCGUUUUUAAUGCUGAGGAUUUCUGAGGCAGAUGCAAGCGUAACAGAUGGAUCAAACGAAUACUUAACAUUGCUAAAUGUUUGUUCAAGUAUCCAGACUAUUUUUGCCAAUUAA